GGCCAAGGAGCACGUCGCGCUGCGCCUGCGCGCUGAGGUCUUCGCGUAAAGAACCAAUUGGACGAAGGAGUGGGCGGGACUAUUGCCAGAGCCCCGUUUUCCGGUUCCGGUGGGCCUCUGCCUGUCCGUUCCUGUGCUACGUGUCCCUGGCAUCACAGGUGGCAGCUGGACAGGCCAUCAUGGAUCAGGUAAUGCAGUUUGUUGAGCCAAGUCGGCAGUUUGUAAAGGACUCGAUUCGGCUGGUUAAAAGAUGCACGAAACCUGAUAGAAAAGAAUUCCAGAAGAUUGCCAUGGCAACAGCAAUAGGAUUUGCCAUAAUGGGAUUCAUUGGCUUCUUUGUGAAAUUGAUCCACAUCCCUAUUAAUAACAUCAUUGUUGGUGGCUGAAUACAUUUUGGAAGAGUGUUUUUCAUCUUAGGGAUUGGUGAACAAGUGAGGGUUUGAGAAGCUCAUGAAGUAAAAAUUUGCCUAUAUAUUUUGUGUUUUUUUCUUCCAAGGUGUUUUUCUACAUUAAAAUAAUUUUGAAGUAAA
Propithecus coquereli (Coquerel's sifaka) is the source of this 530-nucleotide messenger RNA. RefSeq names its product Sec61 gamma subunit (gene SEC61G). The record is from RefSeq and is a predicted model, not a curated record. Gene Ontology annotation, biological process: protein targeting; post-translational protein targeting to membrane, translocation. The coding region runs from base 180 to 386 and encodes 68 amino acids. The transcript has 4 exons. Gene Ontology annotation, cellular component: membrane; Ssh1 translocon complex. Lineage: Eukaryota; Metazoa; Chordata; Mammalia; Primates; Indriidae. Gene Ontology annotation, molecular function: transmembrane protein transporter activity.